This is a messenger RNA of Drechmeria coniospora, 1842 nucleotides long. RefSeq names its product multidrug resistant protein. NCBI's taxonomy places the organism in Eukaryota, Fungi, Ascomycota, Sordariomycetes, Hypocreales, Ophiocordycipitaceae. The transcript has 3 exons. Gene Ontology annotation, biological process: transmembrane transport. Bases 1 to 1842 code for a protein of 613 amino acids. The record is from RefSeq and is a predicted model, not a curated record. Gene Ontology annotation, molecular function: transmembrane transporter activity.
AUGGAUCAAUCAAGUCCAGAGCAUGAUGCCAGUCCGGGCACGCAGUUUGUCCCCGUUGCACCAAAAGAACAUGUCGGUUCCCUUCAGACACGUCCAUCAUCUUCAUCGUCACACACCCAAGUGUCGCACCCACGCUCGCACGGCCAAGGGCACAGGCAUCAUGGCUGCCACAAGGAGUCACUCGACCCGAAGCUCGACAUCAACCUCCCCUACCGCACCCUCAUCCGCAACGCGCAGCUUUCCGAGUACAGCGUCGAGAUCCCAUCCGGCACCUUGCCUGCUUCGGCCUCGCAUCCGCAGUACCAACUCGUCACAUUCACGCCCAAGGACGCCGGAAACCCCAAGAACUGGUCCAAGGCGUACAAGUGGUACUGCACAAUGGUGGUGGCGCUGACGUGCUUCGUCGUUGCGUUUGCGUCCGCCGUCGUCACGGCCAACAUACCGGGUGUGGCGGAGGAGUUUGGCGUCAGCGAGGAGGUGGCCUUGUUGAGCAUCUCGCUCUUUGUCGUCGGCUUUGGCGUCGGACCCAUGGUGUUUGCACCAUUGUCGGAGAUAUACGGCCGGAGAGUCAUAUACGGCUCGACGUUGCUGAUUGCCGUCAUCUUCAUCAUCCCCUGCGCCGUGGCCGAGAACAUGACGACGCUUCUCGUCUGCCGAGCCAUCGACGGCAUCGCAUUUUCAGCUCCCAUGACCCUCGUGGGAGGCACACUCGCCGAUCUUUGGAGGAACGAGGAGCGCGGCGUGCCCAUGGCCGCCUUCUCUGCCGCGCCGUUUAUCGGUCCUGCAAUUGGUCCCCUCGUCGGUGGUUACCUGUCGGACGCAACCGGCUGGCGCUGGCUCUACUGGAUCCAGCUCAUCCUCGCCACCAUCGUCUGGGUUCUCAUCACCUUCACCGUGCCCGAGACGUACGCACCCACCAUCCUCGCGCGCCGGGCGGCCAAGAUGCGCGCCUCGACGGGGGAUGAGAGGCACGUGACGGAGCAGGAGCUCGACAUGCGCCCGCUGUCGGAGAGGCUGACCAUUUUCCUCGUCCGUCCGUUCCAGCUGCUGUUCGGGGAGCUCAUCGUCUUCCUCAUCUCCAUCUACAUGAGCGUGCUCUACGGCCUGCUCUACAUGUUCUUCAUCGCGUUCCCCAUCGUCUACCAGAAAGGCAAGGGGUACUCGGCCGGCCAGACGGGCUUGAUGUUCAUCCCCGUGGCCGUCGGCGUCAUCUGCUCGGCCCUCUGCUCGCCUCUCGUGAACAAGCACUACGUGACGCUGGUGCGUCGGCACGACGGGCGGCCACCGGCCGAGGUGCGGCUCAUUCCGAUGAUGGCCUCGUGCUGGUUCAUCCCCGUCGGCCUCUUCAUCUUCGCCUGGACGUCGUACCCGGAGCUGUCGUGGGCCGGCCCGGCCAUCGGCGGCUUCCCCGUGGGCUUCGGCUUCAUCUUCCUCUACAACUCGGCCAACAACUACCUCGUGGACUCGUACCAACACCAGGCGGCCUCGGCGCUCGCCGCCAAGACCUUUAUCCGGUCGUUCUGGGGCGCCGCCGUCGUGCUCUUCACCGAGCAAAUGUACGACGGUCUGGGGGACCAAUGGGCGUCGACGCUGCUGGCGUUGGUCAGCCUCGCGUGCUGCGCGAUUCCUUUCCUGUUCUGGACGUUUGGCGCGAGGAUCCGGAGGCGGAGCAAGCACGCGUACGGCGGCGAGUCCGACUCCGAGCCCGCGUCGGGUUCGGACGUGGAGAUGGCCAAGGCGAAGGGGGGUGCCGAGGGGGGUGCCGAGGGCGGCGGCGUCCCGCGUGACGAGGACGGCGAUGACGACUUGAGACGGGCGCGGAGCUAUGUGAGCAACCCGUGA